UAGAAUUUUGUGCAAAAUAUUUUUAAGAAAAAUCUUCGUGUUGAUAAAAAAAAGUUGGAAAAUAAGAAGAAAUAGCAGUGGGAAAAAUAAAUCAGGGAUAAAUCGUAUAUAAGAUAUAAUUGCUUAUCAUAUUUUGAUAAUCGUAGUAUACUACUUGAUACGUAGUACACUACGUGAUAAACUUAUUUUUUUCGCAAAUGUUUACUCUUGAGAUCCAAAACUCAUGCUACAUUUUAAUUUUUUUCUCAGGGACAAAUAUCAAAAGCAAAUCCGAAAUAUUUCUUGACUUUUUAAUUUCUUUAAUACCUAGUGUUUUUUUUUUGUUUUUUUUUUUAUUACAAAUAAGUGCUAAUUAGCACUUAACAUUAAUGUUGAAACAUAUUUGGUGUCAUGUUCGAUAGCACUUACACAUCAUUUAGAUAUUAUCCAGAUUAGAUCUAUUUUGAUUAGUAAAAUAAAUAAUAUCGUUAUCAUUCGUUAUCAUAAAUUCUUUCUGGAUAUAAAAAUGGAAUGAGAAUAGCGGCACCGAAAGAAUUUCGGUUCUUCCACGCAACUAGACGGCAAUCGAUUAGACAGCAAAAAUGAGGAAUUUUAUUUGUAUCUUGGCACUACUAUGCACAGUUUAUGCAUUAGAACAAGAUGUGCUAGACCCUUCAAAAAAUCUUGAGCGAUUGGUGAACAUACAAAAAAUCUCCGCCGAAGCUGUACUCAAAACUCUACAACUUUUCGAGGAGCGAACGAAACAGAGUCUGGAGGUGAAAUUUAAUGAAAUGAAAACCGAAGCUUUGGUUGAUAUUCAUACUACUAUCACUACGGCACUCAAAAAUGUCGACCUCUCUAUCGAGAAGGGGAAAAAAGAAGGUAAAAACGUAAAUGAGUGUUACACUUAUGCGAAAAAUAAUCUGGAGACGAAAAACACAAAUGCGAUUGGUGGAUUGGAUACAUGCAUUCAAAACGGCUACACAGCCAUGGAAGGACCACUAGAAAACAUGGCCAACACUAUUGAGGCGGCGAAAAAAUUACUGAUCGAUUUGGACGCCAUCAUACCGAGUUGUUACUCUACGAACUUUGUUAAAAUGCAAGCCUGCGUCAUGAAGAAUCUUGUCUUAACCAGAAGGUCCCUGAAUCGUAUCGAAAAUAAUGCCGAGGAGGUGAGAGGUACCGCGACAGUCACGUCCGCGAAGACGAUUAUAGACGUGAGGGCUUGCAUCACGGAGAACGCCUCUGACACGCGCACUUUCAGCACGUUUAUCGUUGUUUAUACUGAUAAUUGCGUGAGAAACGCACCUCCAGAGGAAACUCCGAAACCGCCAAUCACUGUCAAACUACCCAUACCUACUGUCAAGUCGACAAUUAAGUUAGCUUUCUAGUUUUUUUUGUAUUAAAAGCUUCAAAUUUCCAAAAAGAUAUUUAAUGUAAAGUUUUAAACUUUUUAUUUAGCUAGUUUGUACUCUGCUCGUAAUUAAAUUUAUAUGAAUUGACUUUUUAUCUUUAAAAUAGACCACAAUGUUCUUGCUUGAAUAAGAAAUAAUUUUAUUUACUGCUAACCCGCAUACGGUAGUACUGUUUUCUGUAAAUAAUGUCAUGUAAUAUAGAGAGUCGUCAUUUUCGUUGUCAAUCGAAAAAUAUGUCGCUUCGGAUUGUGUAUGUAACUGCGCAAUGUCAAAAAUAAAAAUUAUAUCAGAAGACUAUA
Molecule: messenger RNA, 1693 nt
Organism: Monomorium pharaonis (pharaoh ant)
Lineage: Eukaryota; Metazoa; Arthropoda; Insecta; Hymenoptera; Formicidae
Exons: 4
Coding region: 582-1370 (262 amino acids)
Source: RefSeq, a predicted model, not a curated record